GCCGUCGAUGCCAUUAGGGUCGAGGCCAGUGUUGCAGGAACACCUCGUUUUUCCCCUGUAUUUCUCUUAAAUUAUUAUUCUAUUUACAAAAUUUUAUUUAAAAAAAGCUUGUUAUUAGAUAUAUUUUCAAAGAGUGUUUGUUAAAUUAUAAAAUUUCGUUGUCAUCUUCCUGAAAAGGAAGACGUCUUUCGAUUAUGGUUGUCUCCAGUGAAAUUGAUUUUCAUCUUCAGUGUAGUCCAUCGUUUCUGAAACAUCAUUUUUGCAUAAAGAGGGAAGAUGAGGAGUGGAGUGACUCGGAGAAGACGCCGUCCGUGAGCAGCGGAGUCGAAGGAGGAGGAUCGGCAGUCUCGAGUCCCUCGGCACCAGCUGUUGAGGAGGAUUCGAGUUUACCACCUCCACCGAGACUCAAUUCCGUUUUACCUGUGAUAACUCCGAAUUCCGUUACCGAGGACAUCCGGUUACGAUUUAGCGUACUCUCCGAAGAUGCGAGGAAACGACUCUCUAGUCUCACCGAGGAUAUUGAGGCUUCGAGAGGAUCGAGGGAGAGGCACUCGUCGACGAAGACAACGUCGUCAUCGGCACAUGAAUCGAGUCCAAAAGCGACGCGUCUCGACAUUGACGAUGACACGAAUAUGGUUGUCAAGGACGGAGAGGAUUGUGGACGAGCAUCAUCGUCCUCCUCCUCGUCCACCACACGGCGAAGAGAAGCCCGAAGGGAUUCGGAGGAUUCGCGACGAUCAGAUGAUGCAUCGUGUGACACGAAGAAAGCACGUUUAGACGACGAUGUCACGCCAAGAUUGAGACUGAAUACUAGUCUGGCAACGGAUCCUGCUCUCCGGCCAGCCACCGUUGCCGCUCUCACCAUCAAACCUGAGAAUGUCUCGCCUCCAAACCAAACGCCACCGCUGCCCGUUGGACUCCAAAAUGCGAUUGCCUCCGGUCGUCUUUACGUGUUGCCAACGGACGGGAAGGAGACUAUAACUCUUGAGCCGGCAAGACCAGCGCCGUUGAUUUGUCCUCCAUGUGGAAUUAGGUUUAGUUCAGCGAGCACUUUGGAAGCACAUCAGACAUUCUAUUGCGCUCAUCGGCCACGUCUAGAGGAGGACUCGGCGAAUAAUGACGAGGACGAUGAGAAAAGUGGCAAAUUCGACGUACGCAAGGCCUACGCGUGUCCACAUUGUUCGUACAGUGCUGACAAGAAAGUCUCUCUCAAUCGGCACAUGAGGAUGCACGCCGCUUCACCCGUGACACCUUCUGUACCACCAGCACCAACAACUCCCGUGGGGAAUUCCGCGUCCGUCACUCCCGUUUCCAAUGGAACCCUCAACGAGGAGGCCGAGAGAUACUGCCGCAAUUGUGACAUCAGGUUCAGUUCGUUGAAGACGUACCGCGCGCACAAGGCGCAUUACUGUAAUACAAGACACGUGGUAAAGGAUGCACAACCAGCGCCAGCAUCGGUGAAAGCAUCUCCGCCAACGAGUUCGAGUCCUGGUGAUUCGCCCCCGCCUCAGCCGUGUCUGGCCCUACCGACAAAUCCAAUCCUCAUUGUUCCUUAUUCAUUGUUUCGUGGUGCGAGUGUUCUGGCGGCUCCCGCUCUUCCUGCUCCCGAUACCGCGUGCUUCCUAUUGCCAAAUGGAUCAUUACAGCCAAUGACGAGGGGUAUUUCCACGACACAAAAUACCGUGACCGAGGCACCAUCCGUUCUUCGCGCCGCGAAUAAACCAUCGACACCGUCAUCAAUUGGUUCAACAUCAACGUCACCCACUGCGCCCGCCUCGGCACCACUCGAUCUCAGUAUCAGACGUUCGCCUGUUCAUCAGGACGAGAAGGAGAAUAGAGUUUCUCCAGCGCCAACGUCAUUGCCACCGCCACCGGGCAGUCCGAGAUCAAGGGGCAGCAGCAGUCCACGUUCAAGAACAAUUUCGAGCAACACAACAAAUGCUGUUGUUUCGAAUCCAACAACUGAACUUGCACUUAGAUUGACUGAUUUGCCACCGCCUCAGGCUCCUGGAGUUCUUGUUAAACAAGGUGUCUCCCGGUGUAAGGAGUGCAACAUUGUGUUUUGCCGACAUGAAAAUUUUGUGGCCCACAAAAAACAUUACUGUCAAGCAAGGGAAAGUACAAUAAGUAGUCCACCACCCCCGGGAACGCCUUCACCUCCUCUUGUUCAGCUUAUAUGCGCCGCUUGUGGUAUUAAAUUUGCUUCGAUGGACAAUCUCGCUGCUCAUCAAGCAUUCUACUGUCCAAAGAGGCCAGAAUCUCAGGAACAUCAUACUCGAUGUCACAAAUGCAAGGCAAUAAUCGAAUCAGGAAGUACUCAUACGUGUACCAGCAGUUCGACAGGUGGAUGGCGAUGUCCAGUUUGCGGUGCAGUGAGUCCAACGGCUUUGGCCGCUCAGCGACAUAUGGAUGCUCAUCAAGGUGUUAAAGCUUUUAGGUGUACAAUUUGUCGAUAUAAAGGAAAUACCCUUCGUGGCAUGAGAACACAUAUCAGAAUGCACUUUGAAAAACGUGGCACAGAUCUGCAGGAGGAAAAUUACAUAACAUGCGUCCUGGAUGAUGAUACAACAACAACACCAACACCAGAACCACCACCGGCCGUAACACCCGAUGAAAUUCCCGCUGAAACACAAAUGAAUGGAAAAGCGGAAGUGAGAAAAAGUAGUCCACAGCCUGCUGUAACAAAUAAUCCACCACAGCCACCAGCAUCACAAACGUUGACAGUCGCCGGAAAAGUGAAACAAGAACGAGAAGACACACCACCACCUGAGGAAAGUCUAGAUCCAAAUAAAACUGGACCACGAUAUUGUCGAUCCUGUGACAUUAGCUUUACCUAUCUGAGCACAUUCAUCGCUCAUAAAAAAUUCUAUUGCUCCAGCCACACCGGUGAAGCUAGUAACAAUAACAAUAAUAACAAUAAUAAUUCCAGUAGCCAUACAUCUACGCCACCAACUGGAAGGGCAGAGGCUCCUGUACUAUAAAUUUUAGCCAAAACUCUAUUUUUUGCCUUCCUCGCAGUGAAAACAAUAAUCUCUGAACUCUAGUAUUAAUUCUAUCAAUUAAUUUAUUCUUCUCAAUUCUUUUUUUAAAUCUUUUUUUGUUCCCUAAGAAUACUUUUUUGAAUUUCUUACCGAUAGCAAUUAAGAAGCAGAAGAAGAAGAAAAUUAUUAAUUCCCCCAAAUGGAAAUUUUCAAACGUUCAGAGAUGACCUUUUAUUCACUUUAUAUGAAAUCCUCCUCGAAAUAUUUAAAAUCGAGACGAAAAAAAAUAACGGACUAUCAAUAGGUCUGUUAAUUGUUGCCAGUUUAUACAUAAAAAUAGAAUGUCGGCUUACAUAGUUAAUUACACAGUGUGAUUUUCGUUGAUCCAGGGAAUUGUUCUUAAAUUUAAGUCCAAAUACCAACCUUGUAAAUAUACGCAUAUAUAUAUAUAUAUAUAUAUAUAUAUAUAUAUAUAUAUAUAUAUAUAUAUAUAUAUAUAUAUAUAUAUAUAUAAUUAUAUAAUAUAUACUAAAAAUAAGUUUCAAAAGUCAAGGGCGAAUGAGAAAUAAAAAAACACUUUCUUUACCGAAAUAUAUAAGUCAAAGAGAGGAAGAAUGAAAAUUUGAAGAUGUUUUCAGCCUUUAUGUUGUGUAUAUAAAUAUCGUACUGAGAUGAUUAUCAUCAAUGAUCUCCUGUUUGCGAUUUUUUUUUAAAGUGAAAUGAAAGAAUGGUGAGAAAAAAAAAUUUCGAAAGCGAGUCUCGGAUUUUUCGAAAUCGACCCCCCCAAAAAAAAAAUUAAUAAAUAAAAAGUGAGGGUGUGCAAUCUCAUGACUUAAAAUAAUCUCGUAGUAAUAGUUAACAUACCUAAGGAAAACAAAAAAAAUAAAUUAAAACAUGAAUGAAUGUAAAAUGUUGUACAGUAGAGGAAAUAGGAAUUAAUUUAGCGAACAUCCUGAAUGAUACCAAUCUCAGCUUGUGAAUCUGUUAAGUUACAAUUGCAAUAUAACAUUAAUAUAUUAUUGUAAUAACGACUAGUUACAUGCCCAACCAUUUAAAAAAAAGUGCGCUUGCUUCUAUUUUUUCAAGAGCGUUCUUUUAAUUUUUUUGUCUGUUUCAAAAUUAUUAAUAGAUAAAUUUAUCGAAAUUAUUCUUGCGUUUUUAAAUAAUUGAAAGUUUAAAAAAUUGUUACAGGUUUUUAAAAAAAAUCUAGUUGAGGUAUGACGACCGCAUUCUAAUACAAAAAUACUUUUUGUUGUAUAUUAAAAUUGUAAAGAUUACAUUCUUUUGUAUCGUUUAUUUCAUUCCUAUUAAAAUGAAAAUUAAAUACGAUAUUGUUUUAAUUUAUUGUAGUUAAAAUUAAAAUAUAGGUAUUUAGUUAUAAAAGCGGUUUUUUUAAUUUUGGCAGUUUGUCGUCGAUAAAAAUACCUAAAAAUUAUUUUUUUUUAAAUUUUAGUCAAUUAUUUAGCAUAAUUGAAUUGUAUGAAUUAAAAUUCAUUAGAAGUGUUAGUUAUUGAUCUGAUUUUUUGAGUAGUUUUUUUAUAUUCUGUAAAUAUACAGAGAGAAAAUUUUUAUUACAUUUUUUCUUAAUUGAGUAAUGAAGGGAGAGCUUUUUUCUUUUAAUUUUAAAAUAUGGAUUUUUGGCGAGCGCACGAAUGUAUAAAUUAGAAUUAAGGCCAGUGUUACAUGUAUACGCAGUGUACUCAUAUCAUACGAUGGAAUCAUUACAAGAAAAAAAAUGUAUACUGUUUUACGCGCGAAGAUUUUACGGUAAUGUUUUGCUAUCUUUUUAUAGAAUAUUAUUUUUCUCUCUCUUUCUUUCCUAAGUGCAAAAUGAGUUUAUUGGUUUUACGACGAGAGCCAGUAUCGAUACAUAUAGAUUUGUGAUACCAACUUACUCACUGUAUGAAUUUAAAAAGAAAACAUGAAAAAAGGUACCAACAUUCUACCGUAAAUUACGUUUUUACUUCUAUUGUUAUCGUCUCGUUAAAAGAAAAAAAGCGAAUUCUUCCCCUCAUUAAUUCCAUUUUUAGGUGAAAUGGAAAUUUUUUUUGUCGCGUCGUAAAAAGAAAUUUUUUUUUGAUAUUAUGUCUCAGGAAUCUAAUUUAUUUUCUUGUGAACUUCUUGAAAAUUUUUAGAAUUUUUAAUAAUAUAUUUAAUUAAUUAAAAAAUCAAAAUUAUUGAAAACGGGAUAAUUUCCGUUUAUUACUUGUGCGACUGUUAUUUUCUUUCUUCAAAAUCAAAAAUUCAAUGAUUAGGCUUUUAUUGUUUUUAUUUUGAUAGAUGGAUUUUUACACACAAGAUAUAUCUAUAUAAAUAUGUAAUAAAUAUAUACAAAUAAAAUUCUGCGACAUUUAAAAAAAAAUGUGUUCAUUAUUUAUCACUAACACAACUAUAUACACGCGCGUGAAAUUUUGACACCCCUUGUUAGUUAUACUUUCUUUUUGAAAUUUAAUGAAAAUUUAUUGUUUUCUAAAAAAUAUAAUUUUCCGAAAUACAAUUUUACAAAUAAAAUUAAAUUAAAUUCUUUCAAACAUAAAAUUUAUUUUAAUGAAAUUUUU
Molecule: messenger RNA, 5539 nt
Organism: Leptopilina heterotoma
Lineage: Eukaryota; Metazoa; Arthropoda; Insecta; Hymenoptera; Figitidae
Gene: ush
Product: zinc finger protein ush
Exons: 8
Coding region: 195-2981 (928 amino acids)
Biological process (GO): cell differentiation; positive regulation of transcription by RNA polymerase II; negative regulation of transcription by RNA polymerase II
Cellular component (GO): nucleus
Molecular function (GO): RNA polymerase II-specific DNA-binding transcription factor binding
Source: RefSeq, a predicted model, not a curated record